This is a messenger RNA of Acipenser ruthenus (sterlet), 3531 nucleotides long. RefSeq names its product espin-like protein. The record is from RefSeq and is a predicted model, not a curated record. The transcript has 7 exons. NCBI's taxonomy places the organism in Eukaryota, Metazoa, Chordata, Actinopteri, Acipenseriformes, Acipenseridae. Bases 481 to 2676 code for a protein of 731 amino acids. Gene Ontology annotation, molecular function: actin filament binding. Gene Ontology annotation, cellular component: cytoplasm. Gene Ontology annotation, biological process: actin filament bundle assembly.
UUUCAGAAUUCAUUUCUGAAAGUAUUAAUGUUGUGAAUUGGCUAUAUGUCUUUCUAUUUUAACUACCCUUAUCCAAUCCGAAUCACUGUCUGUGAAUAACUAACUGCCUACCUUUGCUUUCCUGAACAGUGUUGCUGGUACUGUUAGUGCUACAGCUUGCUGCAGGGGGGACUUCAACUUGUCUUUCAUUCUCUGUUGCAUUUUUGAAAAGCUUCACUAAACUGCUCUGCAUUUUUCUUCCCACAGGUGUCUACUGACUGUAAAUAAAGAGACAAUGUCAACAAAGAGAGCAGUCUUUAAACGACCAGGACUGUCCUGGGGCAACAGUGAUGCACCUGGCCACUCGGUUUGGUCACACAGAGCUGAUGCAGUGGAUGGUCCAGGUAGGCAGGAGAGCGGGGAUGGAGACGGACGGCACUGCCAGCUCACUACGCCACCGCUAAGGGGGACCUCACCUGCCUCAAACUCCUAGUCGUAGUCAUGAGCCAGGGUACAGAGUCCUAUACUAUCUGCAGGACCAUGACACUGUUGUCUCCCCAGUGCUGCCAGACUCUGGUGAUCAGCCAAGUGGAUCCACGAUUCCAAGACAGAGACGGCUACACGGCCGGGGAUCUGGCUGCAUACAACAGGCACUAUGAGUGUGCCAGGUUCCUGAAGGCAGUGCAGGAGUCAAAGCAGCCCUUGGUCAGCCCCCCACUGGACAUGCCUCCACUUCCUCCAGCACCACCUUUACCUCCAACCAAAAACUCAGGGGCCCAGAAAGCACCAACACACAGAUGGGAUGAGACAUCUACAGAGAUUAAAUCUUUCAACAUGACGCUGCCCAGUAACGACAACAAAUGUCUGUUUGAUGAAAUGAAGACGACAAAAACAUUGAAGCAAGGGAUCACAACAGUGUUCACAGGGCAGAAGGCAGAUUCCACAGGGAAUGGGACAGUGGCUUUGUCUGCUGAGGAUGUGAACGUGGUGGAUAUCGAUUCUUUAGUCCCCACCCAUGAUGAGAAGGGACGCCCAAUCGCGGAGUGGAAACGUCAGGUGAUGGUGCACAAACUGCAGGCCUGGCUUCAAGAUGAGGAGGAGCAGAGGAGAAAGAAACACGGAAACAAAUAUCUUCAAAUGGAAGGCUGGAGGUAUUCCCAAGCUCACAAUGCAAUCCUGGGUCCUUUCGGAGAGUUGUUGACUGAAGAUGAUCUCAUCUAUUUAGAAAAACAGAUGAAGAAGAAAUGUCAGGCUUAUGAGUGUGAGCUGGCCAGGUUGGCCGAAGAGCUAAAAACCAUUAUGCCUGCCCCCAUCAGCAAUAUAACGGUCAACACACAGUUCAUGCAUCAGAACGCAGGAAAGAAUGGACACAUCCCGCUGCCUGUGUGGUGCAACCGGAUAUCUUGCAUUGUGAAGAGUGUGUCCCUGCUUCUGGCCAAUCUUAAUGACAAACAGCAGGGGAACUCAGAAAACAAGGAGUUCUCAAAGAUGCCCAACACUGAACUUGCUACUGUCUUCUCUGAGAGGUCAGAGAGGAAAAACUCUACCCAUGGGACCAAGGAAAAGGUUGAGCUAGAGAUCCGGCAGUUUGGAGUGUCUGUCAGGAACUUGCGGUCCAACUUUGAGAGCCAAAGUCCCACAAAGGAGAGGACCUCUCCAUUUGACAAAGACAGCAAAGAGGAUAUUAUAGAAGAAUAUAGACCGGAAAGUCCCACAGUGGCAUCUGAAGCUGAAACUCACAUCACAGGUACCAUAGAUCAACCAAAUCAGACUGGUGAGGAAGACCAAUCCUAUCUGUCACAGCCUGAUGAUACCAGUGAGUCUGGAAUUGGCUCUGAGGAAGCACCUACUGAGGUUCCGGAAUCAACUAGCCUGAGGAAAGAACGCAUUGUGGUCUUAUUCCUCAGUCACUGGAAGAAGUCAGCAUACACCAUGACCUUGAAGAUAAAGGAGCUUAAGAGGAAGAAGAGCCUUGCAGGGCAGACAUGCAAGGAGCAGGUAGAGGAGAAAGGUGAGGAGGAAUCUGGACAGUCCAAGAGGAACAUGGAGAAUGGCAAACUAGGCCACUUCUUCCAGCAGAGAAGUGCUAUCAACAAAAUGAUUGGAAAAUGGAGGAACAUUAUCUCUCAUGUCCCCUCACGACAGAUAGGGUGCUUGAACCGACAGCCGAUUACAUACUCACCAGAGCAGUUCCUGCCUCGUGUGAACGGGGCUUCCCUUGACUACCACAGUCUGACCCUUGACCUAUUUAUGCUGGGCUACUUUCACAUACUAGAGCUAGAGCUUCCACCUGAUGAGAGGAAGAUGAGACACCUGCUCUGCUUUGAGGUCUUUGACCACCAGGGCAAGUUCAACUGGGAGACUGUCCGCAACUUUCACAAGGCGGUCAUCGAGGAGAUUGAUGCAGGCAGCCGGGAGUGGAAAGAUGGCUUUGAGGACAUCAAACUUAAGUUCUUUGGGAACGUGCAAAAUCAGCCGCCAGAGGCAACAGACUCUGCCAAGCAGCCCAUCGCCACAGUGAGACAGGUGCCCAGAGUCAUUGUUCAAAGUGCCACUCCAGAUGAGAAAGAGGACCUGAUAAGGAAGAGUGGCUCCAAUCUCAGCAGCUUCAGCAAUGAUGAGAUCAGCAAGUACAUCGACCGCAGCUUUUCCUUCUGGAAGGAGAAAGAGGCAGAAAUCUUUAACUUUGCAGAAUAGGUGCUGCCACCACUUUUUUCUUGUUGUAUUGCUAAUAGGUCAAUAGCUUAAUUAAAGGACUGUACAGUAUGUUAUCCUGUUAGUUGAGAGUCAUGGAUUUUAAAUUGUUAUUUGAAAAAGAUAGAGCAAUCACACACAAACAUAGACUGCAAUUUGACAUUGAGGAAACUGCAUUAUUUAUUGGUAAAGCAUCUUGCUUGACAGAUAUCUGUGUGUUUUUUUCUUUAUUCUUCUGAGAAAUAAUUUGAUUUACAGGGUCCUCUUAUUUGGUGCUUUAGCCAUUUCUAUAUGAUGUACUGAUGUUAACUGUAAGUAGUUAGCUUUGUUAGCAGAACUGUAUUGCUUUGUGUAUCUAAUACAAUACCUUUUUAAAAAGUCAUUCACAGGAGCAGCGGCAUCAGUAAGUAAUUGACAGAUUUAUGGGAGUUACAAAUGUCCUCACUGGGUUGAAAACCAUUUCUCUCAUGAUAGCCCUUUCACUGCCAUUUAUCUAUAGCACACUUCAUUCCUAUCUUGCAGUAGGAAUUUCUGUCUGCAUCCAAUAGGUCUAGACUUAUCCCAACAUGCCACAUUAGUUAAUGCUAAAUAUUUAAUUUAUUAUUUUCACAGGUUACAGAUCAAAACAGAAAAUAAUGUACACUACUUGGAACAACUAGCCUUUGGGUUGAACUCCUCCCCCUAUACAAGUGGAAGCCCUGCUUCUUCACGAAGUGCUGAUUAAACUAGCUUACAAAUUAAUACGUUAAAGUACAUUUGCCAGUUUCUUAUGAUACUGUAGUCUUGUGGACACUUCCCACCAAAAAUCACUGAGCUAAGAAACUUGUGUAAUAACAAGAAGAGUUAACUGCAUUUAAA